AGUUUGUAACCUGCUCCUUUGGUUUGAUGGCUAUGGUACAUAAUCAUUGCUCUCGCGUACUGAGUCGAUUAUGAAGCUCCCAGCCUCGCCAACCAAAAUAGGAGUUUCAGUUAUAUAUUGCCAUGUCAAAUCAUCACACUGAUACAACACGAACAACACAACAUGAUCAUCGGAUCGAUCGUUGCAAAUUGUCGGUCGAUCGCGCCGCAUGCCCCUUGUAUGCUCCGCUGGGCGCAAGCUGCUUCAACAUCACUUAAAUUCAACCCGACAUCACCUAACUUAGUUCACCAUAAAACCCACGCACCGGUAUUAGGAACCCUAAGCAUACCCUCACUCUCUGGUAAGAUCGAGGAUGAUCUCCCGUUAUCAGCUAGACUGAUCGAUCUUGAGCACCACUCAAUUAAGUACCACUCAUCACACUCAUCUCUGAUACUAAUAAAAUAAUUGUGAGGAUCAACGAGAGCCAUCAGUUAUCGGUUAACUACCAAGCAGACCGCGCGCGUGUAAAAAUUGAAAGUUUUAUUGUGAAUAGAGUUCGGGUCUGACCGAUGUAAGUUGGUGCAGUGGUGCAAAAUAGUAAUAUGUGGUUUACACAAAAGUGCUAUUGUUUUCUCACUCCUUAGAGCGUAGCAGAAAUUUCCAACAACAACAUGAGUACUCCAAGAUCAGUUAUGUGUAUUAGGGAGUAGAGUAGAAUUCUUCGAGAUCGGUAAGGCUUAAGCUAGCCUACUAGCCCAAAAAAGUGAACCAGAGAUUUAAUUUGUGUUCUUUGAUGCCUGUUUAGGCCUUUUCUUUGGAUCCAACAUCAUGGUGGUGCUUUGUACCAUGAAUAGGUGGUGUCGUGGUGGUGAUCGCGCCAUGGGCGUGCCAAGCAGCGGGGUUGCCGGCAUGGCGCCGGUGGUGUUUCCCCUCUUCAACUGUCCGGACAGACCGAGAUAUGCUGUCGCCGUGGGAUACACGCGGACACGAACACUACACUCAACAUAACAACCAACCGUAGGCUAAGAUUAGGAUAAGUCCAACAAUAUACGUAAGUACACUUCAUAUGAUCAUACCAUUUUUUCUCUGGGAAACUGAAAUUUCUUUUUUGUCUGGGAUGGCUCGUUUAACUAAGCGUGUGGUUCCGCCUUUUAUCAAACCAGAUUUUUGCUAUGGGUCAAGUCAUUGGGUCGGGGGACCAAUGCCCAAAGCAACUCUUCUUUUUUACUACUUUUUUUUUGUCUCCGAGUCUCAUGCGCCCUCUGCGGAGCGGUGACAAGUUUUCUCCGAGAAACUUUUUGGAAUGUAUUCCUUUCCAUGCACUUAUUUAAUAUUUUCUCCACGAUUAUCUCCAGCGACAAGUGUAGAAUAAGCUUAGGUUAAAAUACACAGAAAUAAAAAAUAAAAAAAAAAACUUUAAGCGACACUGCCAUAAAUUCUGUUAUUGUUUUUUAAAGGAUUUAUCAAAAAAAAAAAAAAUCCUGAAUUAUUACAUAGGGAUUUUUUUCGCAGGAUCCCCUAGAAUGGUUUCAGCAAGUAAUACUCCAAAGAUUCUUCCAGGUAUUCCUUUAGAAGUCAUUCCUGUCCAUGUAUUUCUUUAAACAUUUUUCCAGAGAUUCUUUUACGAAUUCCUCCAUGAAGUUUUGCUUCGGUCUUCUUCGUGAGCUCCUCAAGGCAUUUCUCAAAAAAAAUUAUCUUGAUAGUAGUCCACGGGCUUCUUCAGUAAUUUCUCCCGGGGUUUCCUCAGGGAUUUUUUACGAAAUUUUAGAAAUUCGUGCAUGUAUUGGUUUAUGUAUUUCUUCAAGCAUUUUUAAAGGUAUUCUUCCACGAAUAUAAUCAGAGUUUUCUCCAGGAGUUUCCCUCAAAAAUUCCUUGAGGGAUUUCUUUACAAAUUCCACCAGUACAUUUAUCUGAAAUUUCUGCAGGCAUUUUUGAGAAAUUUCUUCACUAAUUCCUUCAUGGUUUUUUCCGGGAAUCUCUCAAAAAUUCUCGAGCAUUUAUUCCUUGCAAUUACUUCCAGAGUUCCUACAAAAACUUAUCAUCAGUUUUCCUCCUGGGAAUUUGGGAGAUAUCCUGAGGAACUUCUUCAAGUAUUUUCACAGGCAUCUCCAGUUUGGAGUUUUUCCAGAAAAAAAAUAACAUUCGAAAUUGCUUCAGGAGUUUUUGUCCUGGAAUCUGAAAAUUCUGAAGAAGUUUCUUGAGAUACAUUUGAAGCUAUCUAUAAAGUAAUUUCAGAAGAAAUACAAGCAGGAAUUUCUGAAAAAAAAUUAAAAAAAAAAAUUUGGCACAAAUUUUUGCUAGUAUUCUUGCGAAAAUCUCAGGAAAUAUCCGAAGAAAUCCCAUGGAAAUUUGUGAGGAAACUCCAGAAAGAAUUUCAGGGAAAAUUCCUGGAGAAAUAUCUGGAGUAAACCUUAGGGAAACGCGUGAAGAAAUAACUAUAUCAAAUUAAAAAAAAAAAAAUCCUGCAAGAAUCUGUUAUUGAAAAGUCUUGGAUGAUUUUUUGAAUGUACUCCUAGAGCAAUCUGUGCACUUAUUGUUGAAAGAAUUCAUGUACAAAUUCUUAGAGAAACGCCUAGAUAAGCUUCUGUAAAAAUUCCAAGUAUAAACUCUUGAGAUAUUUCUAAAGGAGUUCUUGUAGAAAUUCUUAUGAAUUAUUUCUGAAUAAAUUCAUGGGGUGAUUUUUUAAAAGAAUCCAUUAAUAACUUAAAAGUUGUUUUUAGGAGAAAUACCAGUGAAAUUUCUGUCGAAAUUGCAUGUAAAAAGUUCGGUAGAAUUGUCUGUUUAAGCUUCUGCAGGAAUCUCUGGAGGAAUUCUUGCCUGAACUGAUGAAACAAAUAACGCUAGAAUUCUUGGAGAAAUUCCUGCAUGAUCCUGCAUUCAUCUGGAAAGAAUAACGGGGAUGAACCAGCCUCGGGCUGAAUUUCCCCAUAAUAAAAAAAGUCAAUAAUAAUGGAAAGAAUAACUGAAGACAUUCCUAGGCAUAUUCCUGUGGGAGUUUACAAUUGAAUCAACCUAGUGCGAUUCUCGAACAAAUCUCCACAUUUAAAAUAAACUACCGUGUUCAGCUGUUCUAUUUUCGGUAAAAGUUCAGAUUACCAAGGUUUGUCAAAACAUUAUCGAACGUUCGGUAAACUGUGCUGAAUUUCAGUAAUCUGAACUUUUACCGAAAACGGAACAGCCGAGCAAAUGACUCUAAAACAAGUGUGUCUGGGGGACUUCUUCAAGAAAUACCUGUACGUUUUUCUCUGAAAAACUAGCUGAAGAAUCCAUUAAAAUAACACUAGUUUACAAAAUAAAACGAAAGUCGUGAACUUCUGUCAACGACCAAAAUUUUUGAAGCAUAUUUUAGCGCUGAUUUCGAAACCGUGCUUUAAAAAAAUUAAAGUAGAACCGUUUUAAGUUUUAGCUCAAUAUCGAGUUUUACAACUUUUUAAAAUAUGGAAUUUAAUAAAAUUCAAAUAUCUUGCGUUUUGAUCAACCAAUUUUAAAUCUUUUUCCAUAAAUUAAAAGCUGAAUAUAAUUCGGUCAUCUGAAUGCAGGUUUUGCAUCAGUUUGAUGAAAAUCAAGAUAUUGGAGAGUUUUGGGGCGAUCUCCUUAAAAUUUAGCAAAAUUUCCAAAAAAAUAUGAAGAAAUGUAUUUUUUUCAAUGAGAAAAAAAAACAAUUUAAAAAUUCUUUUUCAACGUUUAUUUAACGUAUCAUAUGUGGGUGAGUUACAGUAAAAAAUUCAGCUCGAUCGGAGCAUUGAUUACGGAGAAUGAGAUGUGUGAAGUGAGCGACCUUGCUUAAAAAUAGAACAAAAAUCGAUUUUAAAUCACCAACCUUGUAUGGAAAGUCGAAAAAAUUUCCGCUCUACUGUAAUUUUUUUCUUUCGCGUUUUCGAACUCAGGGCAUGAUUCUACACCAAAAAUGAUCAUCAGCUUACCGAGUUCAAAAAUGCUGUAAACUAGUGUAAUUCAUGACAGAUGUUUUGAUGAAGUCCAAAGAAAUCUCUGUUAAACAUUCGGAAGGAUUCUUUAGGAGAAUUUAAGAAAGGAGUGUCUGAAGAAAUCUCCCCUGGAGUUUCAGUUGGAACGAACAGAUAUCUACCUCAAUUAACUCUUGGAGAAAUUUCUGGGGAAAUUCCAGAGGGAAUAUCUUAAAGAAGCCCAAAAGAAAUUGCUGAAGGAAACUUUGGAAGUAUUUCUGAAAGUGUCUGUGGAAGAACUCCUUCUGAAGAAUCCCUUGGAGAUAAGCAGAAGGCCAGAAGAUCAGAAAACCAGUAAAUCAGAAUACCGAAAUUUUAGAAAACUAAUAGACCAGAAGACUAGAAGACCAUUAUACCAGAAAACCAAUCACUGAAUACUAGAAGACCAAAAGACCUAGAGAUUAGAUGACAGAAUACUUGGAGAACCAAGAUAAUUGAACCAUUAAACCAGAAAAGCAAAAGACCUGAAUACCAGUUGACCAGAUGAUUGAAUAGAAGACUUAAAGCCCAACAUACCAGAAAAUUAAUAUAGCUAGAGACUACAACACCAGAAAACUACAAAACCAAGACGCCAAUAGAAACGAAUUUCGGAAUAGCCGGUACAGCUGAUUAUCAGUAACAGAACAGCAGAUCUCUAGUGGAAUGUCAAAACAUUUGAGGUGACAAUUCGAUAAUAAACUAUACCUAUUCCAGGACGUCACCAUCGUGAUUGCUUUGAAUCAUCCCACAAUGAACUCUGUUUUAUUAUUGUUUACCAACCGACGUUGAUAGCACAGCGCCACUGACUGGCGCUUGUCUCCGACAAAGAGCGAUAGGACUUCCAUUCAAUCAAUCCGAUUCGCUCUAAUGGAGGCGUCAGUCAUCGAUCGUCUAGUUCGUAGAAUGCAACUUGUUGCAUCACUCCUUGCAGCAAUUCUCAGCUGCGUAGUUCAGCCGGUGGAAUCGGAAUGUGUUGUCAAGUUCUCGGAAACCAGUUCAGGCGCAGGCAUUCAAAAACGAUCUUUCCAGAACUUCAGUUACUGUGAAUAUCUGGGAAUUCGAUAUGGAACCGCAGAACGGUUCGAGCCAUCCAAGAUGCUUGAGCCACAAGGUCAUCAAAACUAUUCUGCCCAAGGGAGCGUGUGUCCCCAGUUGGAUGACAUCAACUACCCAACGAAAGUGCUUGGAGAAGAAGAUUGCCUGUUCUUGAAUGUGUACAGUCCGAAGGAUGGUGAUGACAACGCUUUGUUUCCAGUGCUAGUAUUCAUCCACGGCGGAAGUUUUACCAUAGGAUCAGCUGGCUAUGAUGUUCAUGGUGUUGAUCUUCUGAUUGAAAAUGGAAUCAUCAUAGUCACCAUAAAUUACCGACUGGACGUUCUGGGGUUCCUCCGAUAUCCGGAGUUCAACAUAUCUGGGAACUACGGUUUACUCGAUCAACACUCCGCUCUUCUCUGGAUUCGGAAAUACAUAUACCACUUCGGUGGUGACCCAAACCGGGUGACCUUAAUGGGUCACAGUGCUGGUGCCUCGUCCAUCAACUACCAUAUGUACUCCGAUCAAUCCGCAGGAUUGUUUCAGCAAGCGAUCCUCCUGAGUGGAACCUUUCUAAUGCCGAACGCAUUCAUUUACGAACCUAACAAGUACGCCGAAUACUACUUUCUACAAUUGGGGGUUUCCACCCGAGAUCAGCUGAUCAACCGAGAUUUCCGAGAAUUCUUUUUCUUGAACGAUACCUCCCGUAUGCUGGGAACUGUAUUUGCCACCAUGCAGUUUCCCUGUUUCGUACCUGCAGCCGACGGGCAGUUCAUCAGCGAUUCACCUCAUCGGAUAAUCGCUCAGAAUGCGACUCGCAGCGAUAUCCCUCUUUUGGUGGGAACAACUGCCAACGAGUUCAUGUUACUGCUGGACUAUGCGAAGGACUACUUCUCCUGGGAUGAGAACUUCCCGAAUAGGGAUGACAAAAGUUUGCUGGAGUACAUCGAUGGAAUUAUUCGUGCGAUGGCGCAACACAUGGCAGAAGUCGGUUUAGUGAAUGAUACGACGCAGUUCUUCCGAGACCUUGCGAACUAUGCGAACAUGGUUUUUCCUGUUGACAGCUACACAUCCAAAGUGCUGACACCUGACAGAAAAAGUCCAAUCUAUCGGUAUCGGUUUGAUUUCGACGGUAGAUUUGCUUGGUACAAGCACGAGUUCUAUCGAAACAGGUUGAACAGCUCACGACCGGGGGUUAUCCACGGAGAUGAUCUAGGUUACAUUUUCACGCCCUACAAUGUCCGCGAAGCAGUUGAACAUCCCGAAAACUACCGCGAAGAAUGGACUGUUCACAGAAUGCUGGCGAAGGCCGUGGCCAAUUUUGUGAACAAUGGAAAUCCAUCAUCAGACCUCCUACAUUGGGAGACUGCGACGAAAGAGGGAGAGAACAUUAUGCACAUAAAAAAUGCAACCGAUUGCAAGUUCACCAAUCAUGAUCAUUAUUUACGGGACAUUUGGGAACAAAUUCAUGAUUGCUAUUACUAUUUUGAAUGUUCACAUCUUGAUGUCCUGAAGAACAAACAGAGAUGAGGUCUGAUGACCAACGUUCAACGGUGGAUUGAUUGUCACAAUAAUUUAGGAUUAAACUCGUUGUCCCGCAAACAAUUAUCUUUCAUUUAGUCUGAUUUCAUUAUUUAGAUUCUAAAACGUCAAGAGAAUAAACUGUAGAUUUUGUCCCAAGUAUACAAGACAAUUGAAACUUAACCGCAUCUCCUUUCGAAAGGACCAAUUUCCAAACCCGUCAACUCGACUUCCACUUUCGUCAAAUUUAGCGACUAAUUGCAUUGGAAUUCUGUCAAUAUGCCAUAUCAGCAGUCCCCACAGCAGUAGCAACAGCAGCAACCAGCAUCACUAAAACUCACAUUCCAUUUCGAUGCUACAGGUGCUCAAAGUGUUCGCGGUUGUCGGAAGCCCACACCACACCGCACCGGUACACAGUCGUAAAAUUUAUCUCAUAUUAAAUUUAUCACGCCCGAAGAGCUUCACCAUCACGAUCUUCAGUCUAGUAGCACGUGCCACCACUCACUACUGGUGAAUAUCCGUGAGCUCUAGCUCUACUACCUACAGUCAGCUAUCUAUCCUCUCCACCGUCACUAUGCAAGUAAAUAGGUUGGUAAAUGCAAAGCGCUUCCGCUUCAAAGUGCUACACAUUUGAAGGGAACAGCUGCUUCCCGGAAGGAAGGUGGCUGCGUCAGUGGUUCUGAAGGUUGAAUUGAUCUCGAUUCCUAACAAGUCUUUGCACAUCAUUAUUUUGAAUGUCGUAGUUUUUUUAAGUUCCAAGAAAAAUAGGGUUGUAUCACAAAUAAAAAACAAGAAAAAAGAAUAUUUUGAAAUCAUCCCUGAUAUCCUAACAGCAGGAUCAAACAUAGCUAUUGACGUAGCUUAAGGUAGCGGUUUAAAUUCAUGAAAACAAAGUCUUGAGGAAAAAUAACGUUAUUUGCAUAAAAUGUCCAAAAAUAAAAAAAAAAUCAGAAAGUCCAGAAACUCAUUUAGGAAUUCCUUUGAAAAUGUCUCCGAGGAUUAGUAAUUUCUUCACGAAUUGCUUCAGAAACUCCUCUACGGGUUCCUUCGGAAAUUUGAAGAUUCGUAUCAAGCGUGGAUACUGGUUAUGCUGUAUUUGCCGAGUAGUACCUUUUGUUGCAAUUCUGCUGUGCUCUCAAAUCAAAUCAUCACGUAACAGAUUAUUACAGUAAAUCUUCCAUGUGUUCCUCCAGAAGUGUCACAAAAAGUUCUUCUACGAAAUCUGACAUGCAUUGCUUCACCAAUUCCUCCAUAUUGAUCACAAAUCCUUUCAGAAAUUGUUUGAGAAACUAGCCCAGGGAUUACUUCCGAAUUUCCUCUAGAUAUUCGUUCAGGAAUUUCCCUGAAAAUACGUUUGGAGAAUCUAUGGAGAUUACUUCAGCCAACGUACCAAAAAUUUCUACAGAUAUUCUUCUGAUGAAUCUUAAAAAAAAUCUUUCGGAAAUUUGUAGUAUUGUAGUAUUGGACCAAAAAUUCCUUCAUAGUUUAUUUGAAAAAAUCUUCCAUGGAUUUUUUUCAGGGAUAUAUUUGAACCCAAAUAACACACUUGUCACAGAAGAGUCACGGCAGCGCAGGUUUUUGUUGCGCAGAAGUCACUGCGACUUACUGCUAACAAAUAAACACUUGCUUGCUAGAAGUAAGCCACAGUAACUUCUGCACAACAAAAACCUGCGCCGCCGUGACUCUUCUGUGACAUGUGUGUUACUUGGGAAUAUUUCUCCUAUUCCACAAAUUCCACAUAGAUUUUUUUUCAAAAGACCUGGCAUGAUUUACUUCUAAAAUUUCUCCAUUUUAUUCAUGAAAUUGUUCAUAUAUUUGCGCAGAUAUUCCUCCAGGGAUUUCUUCAAAAAAUCGUUCAGAGACUCCUUCAGAAAUUUCUUUAGACAUUUAUUUAGAAAGUUCUCCAGAGAUUCUUAUAAUAAAACUUCCAGCGAUGCCUUCAAAACCUACUCUAGAUUUUUCUCAGAAAUUCUUUCAAAAGUUCUUUCAAAAAUUUGUACUAGGGUUACACCAGAAACUCUCACAGCAAUUAAUCCAAUCGAUCCAGAAAUUCCACUAGGGAUUCCUCCAAAAGUUACCCAAAGAUGUAUGUAUGAGUUUCUACAGAAAUUCCUCCAUGAAUUUCUAUUGAAAAUCCAUCAGAGGUUAAAAAAAAAGACACGGACACCGUCUUCAGCCAGAGGCUGGACAGAAUGAACGAAACUUAACACUAGACAACGGACAUACGGAUCAUGCACCAGUGGAUACGGAGAAGAAAAUAUUCUCACGAAAAGUUUCAUUGCACGGAGCGGGAAUCGAACCCUCACCCCACAGCAUGGUGCGAUUAGAAGUUUGGUGACCCUAACCGCACGGCUAAGAGGCUCCACCCAUUUUUCGGGACAUUUCUAGAUUUCUGCUCUCCGAAAACUCUUUCGGAAACUCCUAUCAAACGAUCAUCCAAGAAUUCAUUAUAAAACAUGUUCUGGGGUUUGCAUAAGAUAUUUAAAUUUCUUUCCGAAAAUCUUUUUGGGAUUUCUUAAAAAUUCUUCCACGGACUAUUAAAAAAAACAAAUUAAUCCACCUAGUGGUGAUAGGGCCUUUCUCGUCGAAUAUUUACUCAUGAACUUUUCUUCGACGUUAACCAAAAUGUUCCUGAAUCCUGAAAACACUUUACAUGGAAAAGCCAUCAUCGAUUUUCGAAACUUAUUGAUAAUACAUAUUCCGAUGUUAUGUUCAACAACAAAACAGAGCAGAAAAAUAUCAUAUCUCUCAGUUGACUGCUUGACCACCUUAAGCCAAGUCGUGUAUUGGGGUCAUUAUGACCCCAUUUCAUCCACUACGGCAGCGGCGUGAGCGUCAGCUAAUGCGUGAAGAAGGUUAACUUUAUUCACAAUCACAGAUCACUUUGUGAUCUUCGCCAAUGUUUAUUUCAGCUCACUUUAGGCUAUAUUUUAUUAUCAUUGGUAACACGAUUCAUGUAAAAUUUGACCUUCCUAUGAGAAAAAUGCAAAAAUGUAAAUUUUCCAAUAAAAUCAAUGAGAAGAGUGAGGGCUCAACCAGUCGCACCCAAAUUAUGCGCAGUUUAAGAAGCAUAAUGAGUUUGAUGAUUGAAAAACUGUAUGACGUUGAUGUGAUUAAAUUAUGUAUUUCCAUAAAACGUUGAUCCAUCCUACUAUACAUUUACACCGCAGGAAUCUGAAAUGGUGUGAUUUGAAGAGAUAGCUUUGGUCACGAUUUCGUUCUCUUGCAUAUAUGAAGACAUUGACCAUUUCUUCACUUACAAUCUUACCCAACGUUUACAUUCUAUCAGAAAAGCCACAAUUUGAUUCAUCGCUUUGACAUUUAUUUUGUUCACUUUUAUAAUUCCGCUAUUUGAUGUGCAGCUUGCAAGGGUUUUGUUGAAUUUUACGUUUGACAACUUCCGGCGGGACACCUGGAACCGAUUCCGGUUGUCUCAAAUAUGGUCUUAGACUAUGUUUUUGUCAACUGUUCAUCACGUUACCUGAAAAGCCGAAAAUUAAUGUGAUUUGAGGCUAUUUACUUGCUAACCGUUCGGUAUUUUUUU
Aedes albopictus (Asian tiger mosquito) is the source of this 10020-nucleotide messenger RNA. Its product is annotated as cholinesterase 2-like. The transcript is spliced from 3 exons. The coding region runs from base 4791 to 6485 and encodes 564 amino acids. NCBI's taxonomy places the organism in Eukaryota, Metazoa, Arthropoda, Insecta, Diptera, Culicidae. The record is from RefSeq and is a predicted model, not a curated record.